UGUUCAUUCAAUUCUCUGAACAUUGUGAUAGGUCUUACAAGAUUAAAUUCAGAAGAAAAAAUCAGGCUUUCUUUUUAUCUAGAUAUCAGAGAGAGAGAGAGAGAGAGAGGAGUAAAAUUAUCUAGGGUUUUUUGAAGGAAAAAUUUAGGGAUUUGGUUGUUGUUGGAUUGUUUGAUGAGAUGGGGAACAAGAUUGUUGAACCAGGAGCUGAAAGGAGACAUCAUAUCUUCAAGAUCUUCCAUGAAGAAGAACAGAACAGAAGAUUGCGCAUUCCUGUAGCUUUCUGUUCUAGAUUACCCACAGAUUCUCCAGCAUGUAAAUGGGCAAUUAUCCAGGGCCUUAGUGGAGCGUCUUGUGUUGUAGAAGUGAACAAAACCGAAAAUGGCACCUUCCUCGAGGAUGGCUGGGAGAUAUUUUUGCAAGAGAACUGCUUGAAAAAGUAUGAUUUUCUUGUGUUUAGGCAUGAUGGUGGAAUGCAGUUCCUUGUUAAGGUCUUCAAAGGAAAGGGGUGUCCAAGAGAGGAGUGUUUUGCCCCUGCUCUUUCUCCAAUUCUUGCGCAAGAAAGUCAUGGUCCACCAGAAGAAUGCAUCACUCCUGUAGUUUCUCCACUUGGGCGAGAACUUGUAAUAGUAGGGGAUUUAUUAUAUUUUGCUUAAGCACAUAUUUCCAAGAUUGUCGGCAGAAUCCUACAAUAGGCUUUGUUUCUUAGGACUUUAUCUAGUUCAUCUUAUUAUUUUAGCGAACAGUGAGUUGAUGAGUCUUUAAUUCUCAAUCACUGAAGUUACAACUACCUUUUACUUUAUGACAUAGCCCAUUCCUAUA
Molecule: messenger RNA, 822 nt
Organism: Papaver somniferum (opium poppy)
Lineage: Eukaryota; Viridiplantae; Streptophyta; Magnoliopsida; Ranunculales; Papaveraceae
Product: B3 domain-containing protein Os01g0723500-like
Exons: 2
Coding region: 180-656 (158 amino acids)
Molecular function (GO): DNA binding
Source: RefSeq, a predicted model, not a curated record